Messenger RNA from Zerene cesonia (dogface butterfly), 3798 nucleotides. RefSeq names its product protein cramped (gene crm). The transcript has 22 exons. The coding region runs from base 200 to 3475 and encodes 1091 amino acids. Gene Ontology annotation, biological process: pattern specification process. Gene Ontology annotation, cellular component: nucleus. Lineage: Eukaryota; Metazoa; Arthropoda; Insecta; Lepidoptera; Pieridae. Gene Ontology annotation, molecular function: chromatin binding. The record is from RefSeq and is a predicted model, not a curated record.
AAGUGAUAAUUGUCAAUUGACAAAUGACAGAUGAUUACACUUUACAAGUGUUUACAAAAAUACAAAUAUAAAGUUGUAAAUUAUAUCUCUGACUAGUAUGUAUCUGUGUAAAUUAUGUAUGGGCAUUAAAUAGAUAGAUUUUCGACCAUUUAAAACGACACACAGUGUGAAGAACAAGAAGGUAUAGAGUUGAUAACUUAUGCCAAAUAAAGAAAACUAUGGCAUGCCUCCAGAACCUAAAGUUACAACUGGUCCUCUUCAGAGUAAGACUAACACCAAAAUAACACUUGCAACAGUGAAGCCAAGUCUGAAUAAGUACAUAUUCCAGGUACCCGCAAGGGACCCCACCAUGUCCCCCGGCGGGCCGCCGGAAGACGAGCGCACGGAGCUACUGGGCUCGCUAACCACGGAGCAGCAGCAGCGCACGAGCGCCAGGGUGAUCAAGAAGUUAAGGUUGGAGUCACCAGCCGAUAAGAGAGAAAUAAUAGAAUGCGAAACGCCAAACAAAAUAGACGACAAGGAUCCCCUGAAAUUUCCAACGGUGAAGCAGCGUAUGCCGAAAGCGCUCUGGUCCGCUGAUGAGAAGAACCUAUUCUUCGAGGCUCUGAACGAAUACGGGAAGGACUUCGACGCUAUCACUGCGUAUAUUUGCGGGAAAAUGAAGAAGAAGGGCAUGCCCGAUGGGAUCUUGAAGACGAAGACGCAAGUCAGCCAUUUUUAUUACAGGACCUGGCACAAGCUGUCGAAGCAUGUGCAGUUUGAUGAAAACGUGAAGAAAGUUGCGCAGGAGUUGUACGCGCUCAUCAACUACGGCGAACUGCGCCGCAAGCUCGCGUCCGUCAGCGAGAAGACGUGCGCGCGGCUCGGCGAGAUGGUGCGCGGCGGCAGCAUGGCGGUGCGCGCGCGCGGCCGCACCAUGCGCGUGCGCACGCCCAUGUGCCGCGCGCUGCGCCGCCUCAACCAGAUCACCGAACGCGCAUGCGGCACGCGCGUGUGCUCCCGCGCGCAGGUGGUGCUGCGCGCGCGCAACACGUGCGCGUGGGCGCGCGUGCAGGCGGCCGCGCACAACCCGCGAGCGGCGGUCGCGCUGCCGCUGCGCACGCGCCUCGCUGCGUUUAUACGCGCGCUCGAGAAACGGUGGAAGAGCUCGAACUACAAAAAGCAUGUUACACAGAACGGAAUAGACAAAGAAGCUCUGAACCCUGAAGAAUUUGAGAUGCACGGGAGCAAGGGGGAUGAGCUUGAAUCGCAUCUCAACUUGGAGACAGACAGGAUUAUAACACAAGAAAGGACAAAGCCAACGAAACUGGUCCUCCACCUGGGUCCCCGGCCUGGUGCAGAGAUCCACUUGCCGGUUCUGAGUCCGAGCGAACAGCUCUCCAGCCAGAAGAUCUGCUUCUCUUCAUAUCUGGAGAGGAUGGGGUCACUGCAUCGGGAUAAGGAUAGCGUAAAAAUAAGGACACCCAAACGGCAAAGAAAAGACAGCACAUCCGAAAAGGACAAAGAUGAUAAAAAAACAAAACUAGAUGACCCUGAAUCAAAUAAACUGAUCAACAUUGACGAGACCGCGAUAGACGGAAUAGAAUUGAUGGCGCAUUUUAAAAACAUACAUGACGACGAAGAAAAACCGAGUACUGAAGACGAAAAGGAUUUAAAAUCUGAGGAAACCGCAGAGGAAGAUGGUGAAAGAGAUCCAGAAAGAGAUAACAUUAUAUCAGAAAGAGAUAACGCUGCAUCAGAGAGAGAUAACGUUAUGUCUGAAAGAGAAAAGGAUAGCUUUUCGGAAAUGGAAGACGAAGAGAAAUAUAACAAGAGCGAUACAGAUAAUGAAAGUGACGGCAAGACAGACAAAGACAGCAAGUUUAAAAAUUUAAAGGUAAAGUUUCGAAUUCGCCCCAAGAAACGUGGCGGCAGCGUUUACACUCUGGUUCUGGAGAAAGAUUCCAAUGAUGAGGCCAAGAGUGAAGAUGCCAAGGUGGAGGAACACAAGUCAGAAGAAGACGUGAAACCAGUGAUAGACGUUGAGGCUGCGCUGAAGCAAAUACGAGCCGGCUGGGCGGAGCAUGAUGCGGCGGAUCUCACCAUCGGGGACCUGUAUCUCAUGUUCGGUUCACGUUCUAAACUCGAGCUGGAUUAUUGGUGGGCGGAGGCCACGCCCCCUUUGCCGCAGCCAAUCAGAUCGCUCAAGAGCUCGGAAAGCGACAAGCUGGACAAGGACAGACUGCUCGAUAAGAGGGAGAAGGGUAACAAGACACCGGAGAAGGGCGAUAGUUCGGUCGAGGAAGAGAGAGAGAGAAGCGAUACGGAUAUAUUUUCGCCGAAGAACACUUUCAGUCAAGACAGUAACGAUGGCAUGUCCGGCGAUGAGAGGAAACCAGGAGAAGCGCCAGCAUCCCCCGAGCACAAGACGGGCGCGCUGAAGUUGGUCAGUAAGCUGAUCAAUCGGCCGCCCACACAUCCGCCGCCGGACGGCUUCGCGCAACUCAGCGAUAGGUUGAAACGCCUGCUGGCCCUCGCGGGCAACAGCCACGUGGGCGCGGUCACCAACGCCACGGUGUCCAAAUGCAGCUGCGGACAUAUCUGCCCCAAGAAACAGAAACCACAGGCGUAUCCCACGCAGAUCCCACAGUUUGGGACCAAACUCAACGAGGGCUCAGUGUUCAGGCAUCCCACGCCCAUCGCGCCGAGGCCUAACCACGAUUGUCUAUCCCGGGGGCAAGUGAAUCUCGACGACUUGCCCCGGUUGAAAAAGCGAGGUCGGCCUCGCUUGGAGAGGGCUAGUCGAGUCGUGGUGCAGCGGCUCCUGCCCCUCCUGCCCAAACUGCCCCCGCCAAGUAAUUUGAUCCCGGUGAAGCUGGUGCCGAGCUCGGGCGCGGGCGCGGGGACGGGGACGGGGGCGGGGACGGGGGCGGGGGCGGGGCCGGGGGGCGCGCGCCUGCUGCCCCGCCCGCCCCCCACCUCCACCGCUGAUUUGUCUGCAUACUACGUGCUGAGCGAGUCGAACGGCCAAUUCUUCUUCCACGACGGAGACCGCCGCAUCCCCAUCAACCAGCCUGAUGAUGAUGAUGACAAUGAUGAAGCGACUCCAGAAGGCGAGUUAGAGUUAAAUAUAAAGAGUGAGCCGAGCAGUCAGAGCGCGGACACGUUGAAGUUAAAACAGGAGUCGAACUCGGAACCCGGCCAAGUGGGGAAAUCUGAACCCACUGAUAUCACUGGGUUUCUCCCAUCCGACUCCAUGUCGCUGUCACCAUCCCGGCUGCUGCGCGACGCGGAGGGUUGGCUCGAGGGCUCCGUGCAGGACUUCUCGCUGAGCAGCUUCCUCAACCAGCUGGAAGGUCGGCCGCACCCUGAGCUCACGGUGGAUUCCCAGCUGCAAUCCUUAAUGGCGGAGUCGAGUGUGGACUACGUCGCAAAGUUUGCGGACCUCGCGGCAGAAGUUACAGAUCAACCGGAUUUAAAUAACGAAAUGGCAUGAAUCACCCUAAAAUGAAAAGAUGCUUAUGAGAUGAUAUAUGAGAGAAUUAUGUACAUUUUUGGAUUUUACACACAUAUGAUGAUGUUAAAUAGCAUGGUUUUAAAUGUAGAUAAUAAUCAAACAUGUUUGUCGACCAAUUUGAAUUUUCAAUCUUAAUAAUUAGCAAUUAUUUUAUAAGCACAAAUAACAAAAAAUGAUUUUUAACCUAGGUUUUAAAUAGUACUAUUAUGUAUAAUGUUUUUACUGUUUUAUGUAUUUGUUCCUUGACUAAGUUUACCAUUAGGUACAUUUUUGUAUCAAUGAAAUUUAAUAAAGAUGAUUAU